Messenger RNA from Tetrahymena thermophila SB210, 1917 nucleotides. Its product is annotated as Serine/Threonine kinase RIO1. Lineage: Eukaryota; Ciliophora; Oligohymenophorea; Hymenostomatida; Tetrahymenidae. The transcript has a single exon. Gene Ontology annotation, biological process: protein phosphorylation; regulation of apoptotic process. The record is from RefSeq and is a predicted model, not a curated record. Gene Ontology annotation, molecular function: protein serine/threonine kinase activity; ATP binding; protein binding.
AUGAGUUAGAAAAAGGAAACAAAGCAAAAGAAGAUAGUCUUAGUAGAUGACUACUUUAAUCCCACAAAAGAAGAUGAGUAAGGAAAUAACUAAUCAAAUAAUCCUGAAAAUUUGGAUGAAUAGGAAUAUGAUUAACACUCUUCUUCAGAUGAGGAAUAAUAUAAAAAAGUUAGCAAAAAAAAGAAGAAUCGUAAAGUAAGUUCAGACGAUGACUUAGAUGAACUUGACUAUUUAGAAGUUGCAGUGCAUAAAGGUAAUAUAGGUCUUGAAGAUGGUCAAGGAUUAGCUGUAUCAGAAACUAAUGAUGCUAAAUAAGGUAGACUUGUAGCUAAACUUUCUUCCAAAAUUUCUGUUGAGAAAAUGGGAUCUAGAACUACUGCUUCUCAUGGAGCUAUGCAAUCGAUUAAAGAAAGCAUUAAUAAAUCUUAAAAGGGCUCUAACCGUGUUAAAGAUAAGUCUGAUCGUGCCACCGUAGAAUAGGUACUUGAUCCUCGUACUAGAGUUAUCCUUGUUAAAUUAUUGAAUAAGAAGAUUAUUAAUGAAAUCAAUGGCUGUUUAUCUACUGGUAAAGAAGCUAACGUUUACCAUGCAAGUUCUUCAAACGGCAAAGAAUAUGCCAUAAAAAUUUAUAAAACUUCAAUCUUAGUAUUUAAAGAUCGUGAAAAAUACGUUGCUGGUGAAUUUCGUUUUAGAAAGGGUCACUGCAAAAGUAAUCCACGUAAAAUGAUUAAGUUAUGGGCUGAAAAAGAAAUCCGUAACUUAAAACGUAUAUAUCAAAGUUCCAUCCCUUGUCCUGAACCUUUGAUAGUAAAAAGCAAUGUUCUUAUGAUGGAAUUCAUUGGUAAAGAUGGCAAAGCUGCUCCCCGUCUAAAGGAUGCAGAAAAUAUUGAGUUAGAGCAAUAUUCUAAAAUUUAUUUACAGUUACUCCGUGAUAUGAGAACUCUUUAUUAAGAUUGUAGAUUAGUUCAUGGUGAUCUUAGUGAGUACAAUUUACUUUAUUAUAAUGAAAAGCUUUACAUGAUUGAUGUCUCUCAAAGUAUUGAGCACGAUCAUGCUCAUUCACUCGAAUUCCUUAGACGUGAUAUUGUUAAUGUCAAUAUGUACUUCAAGAAGAAAAAUGUUAUUACAUUUUCUCUUCGUGAUAUUUUUGAUUUUAUCACUGAUAUCAACAUAGUUCCUGGAACUGAAGCAACUAUACUUGAAGAGCUGAUUACCAAAGAAAAUAAAGACACUGAGCAAGAUGAAAAAAUUUUUGCUGGAAUGUACAUUCCAAGAACUUUAAAUGAAGUUAGUUUUAAGAAUAUUGAAGCAAACAUAGAUAAGAACAUACUGAACGAAGGAAGCGAUGAAGAAGCAAAAGAUAUAGUAUAUUCAAAACUAACAGGACUAAUUACAAAAAGCAAUAAUCAAUAAAAUUAUGAGAGUGAAAGUGAUGAUGAUGAAGAUGACGACAACGAAGAUGAAAACAAUAGUGAAGAUGAUACUGAUAAAUAGAUUGAAGCAGCAAAACCAAAUAAAUUUAUUAAGAUAGUAACUAAAAAUGAAGAAGAUGGAGGUACUGAAGAAUCAAAAUAGAAAGCUUAAGAAGAAGUUUCAUAGUUAUUAAAAUAAAUUUAAAGUAAUAAAUAAAAAUAAGAAGAUGAUGAUUCCUCGUUAUCUUCUUCAUCUGAUAGUGAUUCUGAUGAUAGUGAAGACAGUGAUGAAGAUGAAGAUGACGAAAAUGAUAGUGAUGAUGAUGAUAAAUAGUAAGAUUCUGAAGAAACUAAAAAAAAGAAAAAAGGAGGAGAUUAGCUGUAUCAAGGUCUUUCGAAAGACGAAAGAAAGAAAAAAGUAAAAGAAGAAAAGAAAUAAAAAAGAGAAAAUAAAAUUCCAAAGCAUAUCAAAAAAUAAAUGACUAAAAAAAAUAAGAAAAAAUGA